Messenger RNA from Hirsutella rhossiliensis, 420 nucleotides. RefSeq lists its product as uncharacterized. Bases 1 to 420 code for a protein of 139 amino acids. The transcript has a single exon. The record is from RefSeq and is a predicted model, not a curated record. NCBI's taxonomy places the organism in Eukaryota, Fungi, Ascomycota, Sordariomycetes, Hypocreales, Ophiocordycipitaceae.
AUGGACUCGACCGCCCGCAAGCACCUCGGCAUCAGUGACGUCUUCCUCACUACAUAUCUGCCCCCGCGCCCGCUCGAUCUCUUCAUCUUCGCCAGCGUCGUCUUCUACUUUGCCUGCGUCGCCACCUUGCCCUGGCUCGCGCCCGCCACCAGUGCAUGGAACACCAUUGACGCCGUAUUCCCGGGAGGCGUCGAGUGGUAUCGUUGGCUGGUUCGUAGCCUCUUCCUCCCUGUCGUGGGCCUCCACGCAGUCGAGUCUUUUCUCUUCGACCGCAAGCUUCGGAGACAUGGCGUCGAUCGCUGGACCGGCCUGUGGUGGCUCUGGGUCUCGAGCUGCUUCAUGGAGGGGGUCAUGGCUUUCAAGAGGGUCGACGACCACGUUGCCCAGAAGAGGGCCAGCAAGGAGGGCAAGAACCAGUGA